CCCAAUCAGCCUAAACGUCGCUGGCUUUCUCCCUCUAGAUCUUUCUCUCUUUCCGUAUCCAGCCUCCGAUUUCACGCCGAUUGGCUUCGAAUCUCGCCUUCCAGUCUGGUUCUGUGAGAAUCGACACAAUUUCCGAUACACCGGAGAUAAAUUUCCCCCGAAUUCUGGCCGAUCCGUGCUGAAUUGCCUGGCUGAUAGAGAUAAUAGGUUUGGUUGGAUUACGGAUCGAAUUAAACUCAAUUGGAGAGGAAAUUCGUAGCUGAUUUAGGGUUCAGAAGAGGCGUUUGGAUUCGUAGAAAACGAUAGUCGCAUGAGCUGGUUGGUCAACCUGGGUUUCUCUACUUCUAAUUCGAACCACUUCAUCACUUGCCUCCUCAUCUUCAUUCUCCAUUACUCCCCUCAAUUAAGUAAUUUUAAUCACAGUUUUUGCCGUAAUCUUAGCCGAUCAUCGUUUAAUCACCAUGGCAUCACGAGAACCAAGUAAUCGCCAAUUGAGCAGAGCUUUUUGCUCUUCAAAGGUUGAGAGGAAGGAUUCAGCCUCACCAUCUGUGAUCAUCAUAGGGGGUGGUUUUGCUGGUAUAACAGCUGCUCGGGCCCUUCAUGAUGCUUCAUUUCAGGUUAUCCUAUUGGAAUCAAGGGAUAGAAUUGGUGGUCGAGUUCACACAGAUUAUUCAUUUGGUUUUCCUGUUGACCUGGGGGCAUCAUGGUUGCAUGGGGUCUGUCAAGAAAAUCCUUUGGCACCUUUGAUUGGAAGACUGGGACUUCCUCUCUACCGGACUAGUGGUGACAACUCUGUGUUGUAUGACCAUGACUUAGAAAGUUAUGCAUUAUUUGAUAUGGAUGGGAAUCAAGUUCCACAGGGCUUAGUCACAAAGGUUGGCGAAGCAUUUGAGAGAAUUUUGAAAGAGACAGAUAAAAUAAGACAAGAAUAUAGCGAAGACAUGCCUAUAUCCCGCGCUAUCUCAAUUGUUGUUGACAGAAAUCCUGAGCUAAGGUUGGAAGGGCUUCCUCAUAAGGUAUUACAGUGGUACUUAUGCAGAAUGGAAGGUUGGUUUGCUGCUGAUGCUGAUACUAUCUCAGUUAAAUGUUGGGAUGAGGAAGAGUUGCUUCCUGGUGGUCACGGGCUGAUGGUGCGAGGCUAUCUCCCUGUUAUUAAUACACUUGCUAAAGGGCUUGACAUUCGCUUGAACCACAGGGUAACGAAAGUUGUAAGACGUUACAAUGGAGUGAAGGUGACAGUUGAAGAUGGGCGCACAUUCAUAGCAGAUGCUGCUAUUGUUGCCGUCCCUCUUGGUGUUCUGAAAUCUAAAACCAUCAAAUUUGAGCCAAGGCUUCCCGAGUGGAAAGAAGAAGCUAUUGCUGACCUCGGCAUUGGGAUCGAGAACAAGAUAAUCUUACACUUUGGGAGUGUAUUCUGGCCUAACGUAGAGUUCUUGGGCGUGGUUGCAGAAACACCAUAUGGAUGCAGCUAUUUUCUGAAUCUCCACAAGGCCACAGGCCAUUCCGUCCUGGUUUAUAUGCCCGCAGGGCAGCUAGCACGCGAUAUAGAGAAAAUGUCAGAAGAAGCUGCAGCUAAUUUUGCUUUCAUGCAAUUGAAAAGAAUCCUUCCCGAUGCUUCUGCCCCGAUUCAGUAUCUUGUUUCAAGAUGGGGCUCAGACGUGAAUUCGCUGGGAUCCUAUAGCUACGAUGCAGUAGGGAAACCCCAUGAUCUGUACGGGAGGCUAAGGAUCCCGGUGGAUAACCUAUUCUUUGCCGGGGAGGCGACUAGCAUAGAGUACCCGGGGUCGGUCCACGGCGCGUACUCAACCGGCUUGAUGGCUGCCGAAGACUGCAGGAUGCGCGUGCUGGAGCGCUACGGGGAGUUGGAUCUAUUCCAGCCAGUCAUGGGCGAGGACACACCAGUGUCUGUUCCGUUACUGAUAUCUCGUAUGUAACAUCUUCUUCUUCUAGGACCUAUCCAUUGUUAAUGUAUAUCUAUUAUUAGUAUUAUUAUAUAUAUAUAUAUAUAUGUCGGGAGGUACAUUUGAUGAAUGAUCUGUCUUGUCUAAAUUGUGGGGCAGAAGGGAGGAAACGAUUGUUUCCCCCCUAGGAUAAAUAUGGUUAGGUUUGGUUUGUGCGCUUUCUUCUUCUCUGUUGUGAUACUUACAAUAAAAUCUGAGAUCCUCUCGUUUGCA
Molecule: messenger RNA, 2174 nt
Organism: Diospyros lotus (date-plum)
Lineage: Eukaryota; Viridiplantae; Streptophyta; Magnoliopsida; Ericales; Ebenaceae
Product: polyamine oxidase 2
Exons: 10
Coding region: 462-1934 (490 amino acids)
Biological process (GO): polyamine catabolic process
Cellular component (GO): peroxisome
Molecular function (GO): polyamine oxidase activity
Source: RefSeq, a predicted model, not a curated record